CAACACUGCACCACUGCCCUUGGUCGAAGUCACGCACAAGAUCAUGGCGGACGCAGAUGAGGAUACCAUACCGAGGGGCGCCGGCCUCAGCGGCGAAGACAUCGACCUCUCGGACGAAACGCAAGAUUUUCGAUUUUUGAGUUCAAUAUCCACAGGCGAUGCCAAAAUUCCCAAGCGCGGAGAAAAAGAUUUCGAACCUCAUGCCACGGCCCUCCAGACUAACAUUUUGGCGGCAUCACGGCAAGCCAUGCACAAUGCACUCGCAUUCGAAAGGACUCAUCAACCCAAAGGUCACACGAUCGCCACUUACCACCCAGAGACAAACAUGUGCUAUGCCAUCAACCCGAAAGGUCCGCUUUUCAUCAAGAUGGGCAGAGUCCUGCCAGCUCAUGAGGAUCCUCUUGGCGACGAUGAAUUACGCGGCGUACGAAUCUGGAUGUGGCCUGAAGAAGCACUCUACCUACUCGAGCGAGGCACGAUGGACAUCAGGUGGCCGAAAGCGGAGGGCGACGACGAUGAGGAUGAAUUUGGCCUGCCAAUGAGCGUACAAGCUGGCUAUGCAAUGUUUCUCGGGGAUGAGGAGAGCUACGAAGGUGCACUGACUUUCGAACGAUUCUCCGUAUACACAGGUCUCAAGCGAGCUGGCUACAUCGUCCUUCGAGCACCAUCUUGGAAAUCCACAGGCCCGCCAAUCGGAUCAGAGUGUUAUCCUCCUUCACCGAAACGAACCUGGCGAACAGGACUUCGCGACUCCAUUGCAGGACUCGCAUACAUUUUUGCGCAAAGCCCAGAAGCUGCUCUAAAGCAGCAACAUAACCGACAAGUCGAAGGACCCAUGGUGUCAAACGACCUCUAUCGAGACUACCACACCAUCUACCGCCGCCUGGCAAUCAUCAACUUCCACGAUCCAGCCACUUCACAAGCACCAGAAACACCCCACGACGCAACCACAGAUCCCAACUUCCGCAUCACCUACCACGUCUGGAAACCCGGAUCAGCACACUUCAAGAAGUCCAACCCCAUUGAUCCGGACUUCCGAAUCGCAGUCGUCAACGCUCGAGAGGUUGGUGCACCGACUCUUGACCAGCUGAGCGCAUUACUCGAGACGACUCCUUACGACCCUCCCAAGGACGAUGCGCAAAUGUAUACAAAGCUGAAGCAUGGUUACAAAAACGUCAUCUUGGCAGUUGUGGACCAAGGUGUGACGAGUUACUUGAGAUUGGCUGAUGCUGCUUUUGGGCGCGAAAAGAUUUACGAACGGACGCAGAGCGGUCGUGGAGGAAAGAGAGGUGAUCGUGGGGGCGGGAGAGGUGGUAGAGGAAGAGGUAGAGGUGGGCGGUGAGGUCGAGCGUCUUGACAGGCUUCCAAUUUUCUCGAACCCGCCAGCGCAUAGUGCGGGAGGCGUCGGGUGGUGUCUACU
This is a messenger RNA of Cercospora beticola, 1420 nucleotides long. RefSeq names its product tRNA splicing endonuclease subunit SEN54 (gene SEN54). Gene Ontology annotation, cellular component: tRNA-intron endonuclease complex. Gene Ontology annotation, biological process: tRNA-type intron splice site recognition and cleavage. The record is from RefSeq and is a predicted model, not a curated record. NCBI's taxonomy places the organism in Eukaryota, Fungi, Ascomycota, Dothideomycetes, Mycosphaerellales, Mycosphaerellaceae.